AUGGGCUGCGCCCCCAGCAUCCACGUCUCGCAGAGCGGCGUGAUCUACUGCCGGGACUCGGACGAGUCCAACUCGCCCCGCCAGACCACGAGCGUGUCGCAGGGCCCCGCGGCCCCCCUGCACGGCCUCUUCGUCCAGACCGACGCCGCCGACGCCGUGCCCCCGAGCCGCGCGUGCGGACCCCCUGGCGCCGCCCGCGUCCGCAGGGCCCGCGCCGAGCUGGGCAGCGGCAGCAGCGUGGGCUCCGCGGCCCCCGCCGCGACCACCUGCAGGGGCCGGAGGCGCCACUGCUGCAGCAGCGCGGAGGCCGAGACCCAGACCAGCUACACCAGCGUCAAGCAGGUUUCUUCCGCGGAGGUACGCAUCGGGCCCAUGAGACUGACACAGGAUCCUAUUCAGGUUUUGCUGAUCUUUGCAAAGGAGGAUAGUCAGAGUGAUGGCUUCUGGUGGGCCUGUGACAGAGCCGGUUAUAGGUGCAACAUUGCUCGGACCCCGGAGUCAGCCCUUGAAUGCUUUCUAGAUAAACAUCAUGAGAUUAUUGUCAUCGAUCAUCGACAGACUCGAAACUUUGAUGCAGAAGCGGUGUGCAGGUCGAUCCGGGCCACAAACCCCUCAGAGCACACGGUGAUCCUUGCGGUGGUUUCACAAGCAUCAGGUGACCAUGAAGAGGCCUCAGUCCUCCCUCUUCUGCACGCGGGCUUCAACAGGAGAUUUAUGGAGAAUAGCAGCAUAAUUGCUUGCUAUAAUGAACUGAUUCAAAUAGAACAUGGGGAAGUUCGCUCACAGUUCAAAUUACGGGCCUGUAAUUCAGUUUUUACAGCAUUAGACCACUGUCAUGAAGCCAUCGAGAUAACAAGCGAUGACCACGUGAUUCAGUACGUCAACCCAGCCUUUGAACAGAUGAUGGGCUACCACAAAGGCGAGCUCCUGGGGAAAGAACUCGCAGAGCUGCCCAAAAGCGACAAGAACCGGGCAGACCUUCUCGACACCAUCAACACGUGCAUCAAGAAGGGCAAGGAGUGGCAAGGGGUUUACUAUGCCAGACGGAAAUCCGGGGACAGCAUCCAACAGCACGUGAAGAUCACCCCAGUGAUUGGCCAAGGAGGGAAAAUUAGGCAUUUUGUCUCCCUCAAGAAACUGUGCUGUACCACUGACAACAACAAGCAGAUUCACAAGGUUCAUCGGGAUUCAGGAGACAAUUCUCAGACAGAGCCUCAUUCAUUCAGAUACAAGAACAGGAGGAAAGAGUCCAUUGAUGUGAAGUCGAUAUCAUCGCGAGGCAGUGAUGCACCAAGCCUACAGAAUCGUCGCUAUCCGUCCAUGGCAAGGAUCCAUUCCAUGACCAUCGAGGCUCCCAUCACAAAGGUUAUAAAUAUAAUCAAUGCAGCCCAAGAAAACAGCCCCGUCACAGUAGCAGAAGCCUUAGACAGAGUUUUAGAAAUUUUACGGACCACAGAACUGUACUCCCCUCAGCUGGGUACCAAAGAUGAAGAUCCUCACACCAGUGAUCUCGUUGGAGGCCUGAUGACUGAUGGCUUGAGAAGGCUGUCAGGAAACGAGUAUGUGUUCACUAAGAAUGUGCACCAGAGUCACAGUCACCUUGCGAUGCCAAUAACCAUCAACGAUGUCCCCCCUUGUAUUGCUCAAUUACUUGAUAAUGAGGAAAGCUGGGAGUUCAACAUCUUUGAAUUGGAAGCUGUUACACAUAAAAGGCCAUUGGUUUACCUGGGCUUAAAGGUCUUUUCCCGGUUUGGAGUAUGUGAGUUUUUACACUGUUCUGAAACUACACUUCGGGCCUGGCUCCAAGUGAUUGAAGCCAACUACCACUCCUCCAAUGCUUACCAUAACUCCACCCAUGCCGCCGAUGUCCUGCACGCCACUGCCUUCUUCCUUGGAAAGGAAAGAGUGAAGGGAAGCCUCGAUCAGCUGGACGAGGUGGCAGCACUGAUUGCGGCCGCGGUCCACGACGUGGAUCACCCGGGAAGGACCAACUCUUUCCUGUGCAACGCAGGCAGUGAACUUGCCGUGCUCUAUAAUGACACCGCUGUCUUGGAGAGUCACCACACAGCCCUGGCCUUCCAGCUCACGGUCAAGGACAGCAAAUGCAACAUUUUCAAGAAUAUUGACAGGAACCAUUAUCGAACACUGCGCCAGGCUAUUAUCGACAUGGUUUUAGCAACGGAAAUGACAAAACACUUUGAACAUGUGAACAAAUUUGUGAACAGCAUCAACAAGCCAAUGGCAGCUGAGUCUGUUUUCCAGAUUGAGGGCAGCGACUGUGAAUGCAACCUUACUGGGAAGAACUUUCCUGAAAACCAAAUCCUGAUCAAGCGCAUGAUGAUCAAGUGUGCUGACGUGGCCAACCCCUGCCGGCCCCUGGACCUGUGCAUUGAAUGGGCCGGGAGGAUCUCUGAGGAGUAUUUUGCACAGACUGAUGAAGAGAAGAGACAGGGGCUCCCCGUGGUGAUGCCAGUGUUUGACCGGAACACCUGCAGCAUCCCCAAGUCCCAGAUCUCCUUCAUUGACUACUUCAUCACAGACAUGUUUGAUGCCUGGGACGCCUUUGCACAUCUGCCAGCCCUGAUGCAACAUCUGGCCGAUAACUACAAGCACUGGAAGACGUUAGAUGACCUCAAGUGCAAAAGUCUGAGGCUUCCAUCUGACAGCUAAAGCCAAGACAGAGAAGGGGAGCUCUUGAUCUGCAGAGGCACCGGGAAGCACAGUAGUGUCAAGAGGCUUUCCUUCAUCAUGAGAAUGGCAGGGAUAGGUUAAGGAGCUAAUGUUUAACAUUGGACUUUGAAUCAUUCAAGUCCCCAAAUUUCAUUUUUAGAAAGUUAUGUUCCAUGAAGAAAAAUAUACGUUCUUUUGAACAAUCACUUAGUGGCAGAACAAACACAAGGCACAAUCCUUGGCCCUGCUGUCAUCCUCUGUACCCUCGCCAAACCAUGGAGCUGAUUCACUGUAACUAGCAGGACACAGCGGCAAGACUUGGUGCCUCUGAGCUCAUCUCUCUGGAUGACAACCAAGUAGCUUAGCUAGUGUUCACCUCAUCUCUUAUCAUAAAAGUCACCGUCACUGUUUAACUUGACUAUUUUCCUCAAGAGUAUGUCUGAAGGAUUCAUAAGAAUAUCUAAGAAAAAAAAUCAUACAAAAUGAGCAAAACAACCGGGACCAAAUUACUGAUAAAUUAGUUAGCUUCACCUCAAUGGCUAGGUGGUUCUUCUGAUGUAUAGUGUGACACCCAAUUUAAAACACAGCCUUGGCCUGGUGAGUGCCUUCUCUAGACUGGGAGCAGCCUGUGUAGCCCUCUUUCCUGUAAAAGGGAUUCAUCGUAAAGAAAGCCACCCAUGAUGGGGAAGGGAGGGACAUCUUGUUUUGGGGGAAUCCAUGAGCUUCCCUUAUUUCUGGUUUAUAGAGGCAGUCACGAGGUACUAUAGUGAGUAUUAUAUAAAAGCCAUUAAAUCUGAAUGCCCUUGGACAAGCUUUUUUUAAAAAGAUAAAAUUUAUAUACAUUUGCUGUUUAAAAUUUUUAUUAAAGCAAUCUAAAUUUUCUGGGCACAAGUCCAUGGAGUAUGUUGUGCCAUCUACCCUCUAUACGUAUAUAUCGGGGAGGGGACGGGGGAGUUUCAGAUGUUUUAACCUAUCUAUAUUUGAGAUCAUGCCAUUUUGCUUUAAUGAUGUUAAAAAAAAAAAGACUGCAAGAUGUGUAAAUAUAUCAGAAAAUAGGCAUAUGGGGAAGCAGUAAAUACUAUUUUAAGCUAUUAAUUGUAUGCUAAAAGCUUCUAAAGCACAAGUGCAUAUUUUUAUACAACUCUUUUCACAACUUUCUGUGAUCCACAUAAAGUCAGACUUGAGAUUUUCCUUUUUUCUUUUCUUCCUUCCUCUUACCAACCAACCCUUCUCUAUGUAGUAUAAAUAUUAGAAACUCAGUAAACAAAAUAUCUUCAUUUUCGUUUCAAAUUCUCUGUACUCCAAUCUGCAUUUUUAAGAGGUAUACACAGACCGAAUUAAUUGAAUCAGUACUUACUUUUUUCAAAUGAAAAUUGGAAUGCAGAACACUUGAAACUAGUACAUGGGAAGUAAAAAAAAAUGACUUAUCACUACAUAAUGUGCCAAUGUUUUUUCUAUAUUUUGUACCAAAAAAUUGAAACAUAUAUGCUAAUUCCAUGCAAAGAAAUGUAUCUAAAUUAUUUUUGUUAGAUGCUAAGAGAACUUGCUUGCUCAGGUCAGCAGCUAGCUUUGUAUUGUAAUGCUGCAUUAUGUAAAUGUGAUGAAAAUGUUUUUGUGAAGUACUUGUAACUAAAUUCCUACAGCCAUUUUUCAUUCCCAACAGCUGUUUUUAUUUUACCUCUUUGGCCUAAAUUUUUCAUAAUUUCAAAAUUUCGGUUUAGUGUCCUUUAUUUCGUGAGUCACACACUUUGUUUUCAGGACACAUUAAAUUCAGGAUGUCAGAAUACCAUUUUAAGGAGCUAAAUAAUUUGCCUAAGCUUCAGAAGCUUGCUUGAGGCAAGGACAGGCUUUUCCUGACCGUCUCGCCUUCAGUUCCAUUUGGUAAGUAACAUUUAUGAGAUGUCUGACAUUUUCUAUAUGAACGUUACAGCUUACUCAGUGUAAUGUCAAACUGAUUUCAUAUUAACUAAAAUGUUAAAUGCUUUAAGACUGCCACGUGCUCGAGCUUUAGCACAGCUCUGCUCUUGAUCAGUGUAACCUACUAUGGUGGAAUCUUCUACUGAACUGCUAACUAAAUAGUGCAUUCCUCCAACCAGUCAAUUUAUUAGAACAUAGUCUUUCAGAUGGUAUGUGUAUCAGAUGGGUAUAAAUUAUUAUAAUUGCCUCUUUUACCAAGUUGUUUACUAAAACAUUCUGUGUUGAGGGGAGCCAUAUUAGUUUAGGAAAAUGCAGUACUGUCUAAGACAGAGAGAAGUCACAUUGUUACUACUACUUAACCAGAAGAAGUUAGUUAUAAAACAUUGUUACCUGGACUAGAAUGACCCUAUAAUUUAACUAAGUCAUUCUUUACUUGCAAUUUAAGAUUUUAAAAUUUACUUGCCUUCAGAGUCAGGACUGGUUAGUCUUAUGGGCCAACAAGCCGCAUCAGUUCAACCAGAACCACUCAACUUGAGACAGAUGAAAGGAAGGGAUGACAGAAUGCCCUUGAAGUUUAGGUUCUUGAUUGUGUUAUGUGAAUACAGCUGGAGAAGGAGGUAAUGAGGGUACUUUUAAAUAAAAAUGACAAGGCACACUACACAGUGUUACUUCUGGUGUUGCAAAUAUAAUAGCAUUGAAAGCCAAGCUAGGGAAAUGGAAAAAAUGCACAUAAUAUAUGUUGAUCUCAAUUACAAUUCUUCUAAAUUGAAAGUUUUACAUACAAGAACUGAGCAGCCAUCAAGUCUGAGCCCCUACUAAAAUCUCCUAUCUUGCUGUUUUUCUCCAUCUCUCUGACCUUAGGGCAUUCAUGAAAGCAAAAACCACCAAGUCCAGUGAAUGGUUUGGAGAGUUACUCAGGGAGGAGAACCAACUAAAGUGCAAUACCAGAGGGAUUGACAGUGGUACUGAGGGUAAUAUUUGCUCCCAAAACUCACCUGUGGUUUGUAUCACUCCAUGGAAAUAGAUUACUGUCACAAAAUACCCAGAAGAGAUCUGGAACUAAAACAGUUAAAAAUCUAUGAAUUCCUUAUAUAAUUCAUUGAAUAUGUCUCAUGCAAUUCAAGAAAACAACUUGACAAACUCAUGACCUAAUAUAGAAUUUCCAAAGAAAAGCUAGCUAGUAAUGGGGGAAAGUCCAUCCAUAGGGGAAAAUUAAAACCUGAAAAUGCCUCUGAGACACUUAACAGAAGUGAUCAACAAUCUGAUGCUCUCAGAUCAGAAGGCACGCUGCCUGGUUUAGGGAUGCUCCCCAUGCUCCAAGGUCAGGAAGAAAGAUUAGAAAGCUGCCUCUGUGGGGCUCCUCAAAUAUGCCAGGAAAACAAACAACAAUUUGUUGGCUAAAAGGCAGUGCUGAUUUUCCUCUUCAUAUUCUUCUAUUCUUUAAUCGUAGUAACAUAAAUUUUAAUCUAUUUCUCCAUAAAGCUAUUAUUUUCAUGGUGAAUUAAAACAGAAAUAAUGACUGUGAGCAUUAUCUGGUUUUCCUCGGGUGGUAGUCAUAUAAGCCGCCUCUCUUGAUCCAGUCCUCUCUGGUUUCUGUUUUUAAAGCUGCUCAAUGAUGUGAAUGAGAAGAGAGCUAACUAACUGCAAGGCCUUACCAGACUGGGUCUCGUUUCCUCGUUUAUAACAUUAUGGCGUUGGUCUGGCAUAGAUGACCUUAGUUCUUCCAGUCUUUGUAGGUAGUUGUGGAAGCAACUAUCAAAGGUAAAACUAGUCAAAACAACAAAUGAUAAAGAUUCCAUGAAGGGUGUGUGUGGUGAACAAACAAAUCUGCAGAAAGUGUUCUUUGAGAAGGACCAGUCUCUGACACAUCAGUCACCUGGCACUUACUGAUUCUUGAGUGAAAGAUUCUUUCAUCAGCAGUUUAAAUUUAAGAAUAAUUCCACAAUUAAACCCACCCAUUUUUUAACGUGUGCAACGCUUUUUCUCCCUUUGGUACUAAAGAAUAAAAAUGAAAGAGUGCUCUGUUAGAAGGCUGGUGAGGUGAUGAAGAUGAUUAAAUUUCAGUGGUCACUGCAAGAAACUACCUAAUGAAGGCUUUCUGAAGCAUUUCGUAUUUGAGUCAAUGCUAAGAUGAAUUAGGAACUUGUGGGCGCAGUCUCUGUAACUCCUUAUCCAGCUCUCAUCCCUGGCAUACAGGAGGGGCAGCUGCUAGUCUAGUACCCAUGUAGCCAAUAGCUGUUCAGGCCAAUGCACGCUGGGAAAAGAAAUACAACCUCACAGGAUUCCUACUGAUUUGAGUUUAUAGAGAUUUUAGUAGCUAGCACUAAAAAUAAAAAAUGACAUAUUACAGUCAUGUGUCACUUAACGAUGGGGUGAGUUCUGAGAAACAUAUCGUUAGGCGAUGUACCAACAUCAUAGCGUGUACUUACGCAAACCUAGAUGGUAUAGCUACUACACACCUAGGCUCUAUGGUACUAAUCUUAUGGGACCACCAUCAUACGUGCAGUCCAUCGUUGACCGAAACGUCCUUAUGUGGUACAUGACUGUAGCUGGCACCAAAAAAAAGUUGUAGUUGAACAGGGAGAGAUUCGAGUUUGCUUUACAGAACCUUGAUAAUUAGUUACUAAAGACCAGGGGGAUUUGUAAGAGAAAGGAUAUAUUUCAGUUUAUCACAAGAAUUCUUAAUCAAAGGGGCUCUAAAGAAAACCAAAAAUAGAAAAACUUCUAAUGAAUGCCACAACUUUACUGUUAUCUCUAGUUCUGUCUCCUCACAGGGUCUAGGGUCAAAUUCAGAAGCUCAAAACAUGGCACUCCCUGCUCCAACAGGAGCACAGAGCGCAAUUAUUAUACACUCUUCAUUUCCUGCAGGCAAGGGUCAGUUUUCUGGAGAUCUCAAGGUUUAAAUUCAAGAUAUGCUACAACAUCCUGCCUGUUCUUCAUUUUUCUCUCAAAAUAUCCUCUAUAAUUAUCAUGCAUAUUUAUUUCCUUAAAAGCAGGUUCCUUAAAUAAAUUUUUAAAAGAAUGAAGAGGUGCAGUUAAAAUAUUCAUUUUGGAGAACAAAGUUAGGUAUUUCAAAAUCCAAAAAGGCUAAAUGAAAGAAACUACAUGUAACUUUUAAAAAAUCUAAUUUCUGGUGAUGAAUAAGAAUUUAAUUAGAGGCAACAAAACUAUACUAAAUAAAGCGAGAGAUUCUGAGUACUAUUCCUCUCAUUAAACAUAAGUUCAUACAAUUUCUGGUGUAGAAUUUUUAAUAAAUUGUAAGGACGU
This is a messenger RNA of Diceros bicornis minor, 7854 nucleotides long. It is a transcript of the gene PDE8B, whose product is annotated as phosphodiesterase 8B. The coding region runs from base 1 to 2670 and encodes 889 amino acids. Gene Ontology annotation, biological process: signal transduction. NCBI's taxonomy places the organism in Eukaryota, Metazoa, Chordata, Mammalia, Perissodactyla, Rhinocerotidae. The record is from RefSeq and is a predicted model, not a curated record. Gene Ontology annotation, molecular function: 3',5'-cyclic-AMP phosphodiesterase activity. The transcript is spliced from 22 exons.